ACAUUCGGGUUAUCACCACGUAGGUGGGACUUCCUUAAAUCAUUCACUUUCCGGCUUCACCAUUGAAGGGCACCAGUUUGCUUGAUUGCAUACAGAAAUCAUGGGUGGACACGACGCUGGAAGUCAACACCAGUUCACUGGCAUUGCCAAGUACUUCAACUCAUACACAAUCACUGGCAGGAGGAAUUGUGUGUUGGCCACAUACGCCAGCAUUGCAGCCAUCAUCCUCUUCUUCAAAUUGAAGCCCAAGAAGCAAAAGGCUGUGACGUCAAGUUAACUUAUUGAUGUUUUUUUGAUUGCAGCAUGAAAAUUGGUGCGGGAUUUGUUGAAUUUACUUCUAUGUAAGGAAUAAACUGAAAAAUCUAAACCACA
Molecule: messenger RNA, 372 nt
Organism: Danio rerio (zebrafish)
Lineage: Eukaryota; Metazoa; Chordata; Actinopteri; Cypriniformes; Danionidae
Gene: atp5mk
Product: ATP synthase membrane subunit k
Cellular component (GO): mitochondrial membrane
Source: RefSeq, marked validated